AUGGCGAGAAUCGUCGCAGAGCCCUUGGACCCGCGCGACGGCUUCAAUUGGGUGUUCCUGGUUGAAUUGCUCAUAUGCGGCAUCUUGACCAUCUUCUUCCUCUUCUACUUCAACCGCCUAUUUGCGACGCUCAUAUCCUACGGCAUCCGCGCAUAUACAUGGCGCACCUUCAACGCCUACAUUGACAUCACCGCGCUCCAGAUAUCGCUGCUAGGCGGCCGGCUCUUCUUUAAGGAAAUACGUUACCACGGCCACAAUGAGACCAUCCUGGUCCAUGGAGGAUACAUCACGUGGAACUACUGGCUGCGCCGUGUCAAGGAUGCAGGCAUCUAUACUGAUGGCGAUCCUUCCUCGGACGGCGAUAGCAUCAAAAGCUCCAGCACAGCGAGGACCCGGUCCGACAGCCGGAGUGGCAAUUUAGACAGGGCAGAGAAGGGCGGAAAGCAGACCCGGAAGGAGCUACCAUGUCGUAUUUCUGUCAAGAUCUCGGGCAUCGAAGCCUUCAUGUACAAUCGCAGCCCCGCCUAUGACGGAAUUAUAGAAGCAGUGGAAAAGAAGGCCCAGAGCGCGGCCAAAGAUGCACAUUCUCCGGAAGGUUCGGUGGCCGAUUUUGAGAAGUCCAAGGAGAAGGAGAGAUCCAAGCUCAACAAGACCCGUACCGAAGUCGAUGUGGAUGUUACGCGAGCCAAUACGGGCCGGUCGACGUCGUCCAGUCCCAAGAAAGCCGAAAUUCCAGCAUUCCUCAGACUUCUGCCAGUGCAUGUAGACAUCAUCAAGGGUGCAAUCGUAGUUGGUAACGAACAUACGCUGGCUGUCAUUACCGCGCAGUUUGACAAGGCAACGGGCACUUUGGAUGCGUCUUCAAGUGGGCCCCUAGACGUCUACCAGCAGCUCUUCCAGUUCCAGGUCACUCACCCCGUCGUGCACAUGAAGCCCAACCCCGACUACAAAAUUGGACAGCUCGACUCUGCAGUGCAAUACAAGCAGGAAGCAGCCCAGGGUAUCUCAGAAGAUCGCAUAAUCGAGAAAGAAGCCAGGCGCAAAAGGCGUUGGGGCUGGCUGAAGAAGCUUCUAAGCCUUCCUGCCUUUUUAUCCCGGGACUCAGACUCGAUCCAUACCCACGCCAAGUCAGGAGUAGCAUCCAACGGCCCCUUCAGAAACUCUCAAUGGACCUUUCCAGGGCGCGAGCGUUGGAAAGGAUUAGCACGAUAUCUCGAUGAUACAAACAAUGAUGGUCACGGAGAGUGGGACAGCGUCGAAUAUGCGAAAACCUCUUUGAUUGCGGAUAUCCCAUGCGUCAAUGUCUCAUUCUAUUGGGAUGUGACUGGACCGGUACCAAACGACAUCGACCAGAGUAGACAUGUUGACCCUGCGCGGCCAAACGACAUCAAUGGAAGUAUCCCGCCAGACUACGGUAUGGAUAUACAGGUAUUUGGUGGCAUCAUCAACUAUGGACCUUGGGCGGAUCGUCAUCGUGGCGUCUUCCAAUCCAUCUUUUUCCCAGCCUCACGCGUCGAUGCUGUUCCUUCAACUCCUCUGAAACCUGGCGAACUCCGUGUUCUAUCAGUGUUCAAGCUGUUCCUCAGCAUUGAAGAAGAUACGAUUUUACGCAUACCGAUCCGUGAACCAUCCAAGGACUGGAAAUGGAAAGGAAAAGCCCACACUCUUGCGGCGCACGAAAAGCCUGGCGCCGACAAGAACAAGGGCAAAGCCAAGUCCCGCAUCAGACGUGGCAAGCACCGGGACACCACAGGUGCGCAAAAUGUCCGCCCGUUUGCGUGGAUCGAUGUCAAGAUAGCCCAACACACUACCGUCAACUAUGUCAUGGACAUGUACGCUUCGAAGCAAGGAUAUCAGAGCAAGGUGGAUGUCGACGUCGCAAGUACCGAGAUAUCAUCUAGCGUAAAUCAUGGUCUUUUAUGGCGUUCUGGCGCUAUCGCCCUUGACUGUGACCUGUCCAAUCCUCUAAGCUGGAACGCUCUGCGGAAGUGGAUAUUCAACAUUAAAUGUCAAGACUUGGAAUUAUUUCUACUUCGAGACCACAUGUUCCUGAUCAUGGACCUUGUUGCCGACUGGGGAUCUGGUCCACCACCCGAUUACUUCCUUUUCGUCCCCUUUCAGUACUUCAUUCAUAUCGACUUCUCCAACUUCAAGUUAUACCUCAACACGAACGACUCUAACAUCAUCAAUAACCCAGCUGACUUGGAUGACAACAACUUUGUCAUCCUAUCUGGUAAGGAACUACAGGGAGAUGUGUUCAUUCCUUUGGACAAGUUUCGACCGCUGCAAAGUGAAAUCAACUUCGAUGUCAAAGGCCAAAACUUGGGUCUUGAAGUUCUGAUGCCUCAAAAGAAUACCCUACAGACAUUCGUAAAGACCCCAAACGUGGCGCACCUCGGCGGCCUCACUCUGACUGGUAGUCAUACCUUGAUGAACGAGACGUCGGCGAUGAAUACCGACAGACUUUUCAUGGACGUCCAGGGCCACAAACUCAACAUAGAACUCUACGGCUGGCUCGUUCAUCAUUUCUUGAAACUCAAGGAUAAUUACUUUGGCGAUGACAUGCACUUCAAAACACUCGAAGAGUUUCAGGGCCUCCCAAGCGCUGCUCUAGCAGGACAAGAUGCUGAGCCUAACGAUCAAGCGACCAAAAUUGCCAACGACUUAGACGUCAUUCUGUGCAUUUCUGCAGAUGAAACAUGCGUACUAGUCCCUGCCAACCUGUACUCAGCAGGCCGUGGCAUUCGAGCCGAUCUUCCGUACGCUUCAGCCGAUCUCAGAUUCACCAAUUACUAUAUGGAUUUGAUGGUCAACCUUAGUCCCAUCAGUAUCUCUCUAGGAGGCCUAGUACCGGAUCUUGAAAUCCCGCACGAGUUUUCGAGUGGUCGCACUGAGCUCUUCAUCGACUCCACUGUCAUGUUUGGACACCGUCUAUUUGGCCUACCUCCUCUUGAGCCGACAUACCUUUGUAGUUGGGACUUUGAGGUGGGGAGGAUAUCUGGAGAUUGCACGUCCGAAUUCCUCGAGGCGGCGGCAGGCGCGGCACGCUCAUUUGCUUUCACUCUCGAUGAUGAUGAAAACACGUUACCUCUCACAGACAUUCCCGUGAUACACGAUGUUACCUUCCUCCGACUGAGAACAAACGAUAUCAGCAUCUGUGUACACAUUGGGCAGGAGGCACUGCUCCUGAAGACCAACCCGUUGGCUUUGGACUUCAAUGACCUUGCCGGAAGCACCUUCUCUUCAAAGCUCAAUGUGGUUAUACCAGAACUGACUGUCACCGCUGUCCCAUCCAGUUCUGUGUCACAUCACCGGACACGCUUGGGGGAAAAAGGCGCUAUUGUCACUCGUGCUUAUCUUGAAACCACCAUAACGCUAACUCUGCUAACGAGGAAGGUGGACUUCACUGAGGAACGUGAAAAGCAACAGGCUCACAUACAAUUGCAUGACCAGCGAACUAAUCGCACUGGCUUUAUGCUUGCCAGUGGCCGAGCCGCUCAAGAUGACAGAAGCCGACAGAACAUACGCACGCCGGCUAUGCAAUAUCCCGACGUGCCUCAUCCCAUUUUCCUUUUCCAGCCACCCAGACGACAGGAAGGUUCGUCGGCCUCGGGGUUUUCAAGCCGUUCAUCCAUGACUGGGCGCCAGCUACGCUCCAGUAGCAAGCAAUCUUCGUCAUCAAACUCUUUUGCCGGUAGUAUUCGAUCAGCACUCAGGCACAAAGUGAACGGGAAAAAUGUGGGAUCCAGUGAAAGCCGGACUUUGGUUGGUAGUUCACCAAUCCUUAUGCAAGGCGAGGCCAAGCGAGACUGGGAACCCUCAUCCGUUGCACUGUCUACCAAUCUAGCUGCGCCUUACUUCCCAUUUGAACAGAUUCAUCCAGAUCUCUCGGAUGUGCCGUCCUUUCCUUCUGGAAAUUUACCCAACCCGCUUCGAGAAAUCAAUGAUGUCGUGUUCAAUGAUGUGUCAACAAAGCGUCUGGACGAGAGCUUCGCACAUACCAGCAUACUGAUCAGCGCAGAACCGGGUACACGGGUCUACUGUACUCCGGAGUUCGUUACAUGUAUAUCAGAUCUGAUUGCGCUGAUUGAGCCCAAGCAACCCGAGGAUCUUCUGGACGAUUUCCAAGUCAAGCUUCCAGCCGCUUCGAUAGAGGAGACGGGCCGGGACCGAUAUGAUGUAAUUCUCAAUCGAUUAGGGCUGGCAGCGAGAAUCAAGAAGUUCCCUGGAGAUCAAGCCGUUCGAAACUCCCUUUCGCUACACUCUACCUUGGGCUCACUUGGCAUUUCCGUUGCCGAGGGCAACCUUCAAGAUAAUGACGGAGGGGUUGCGAUUCAGGCUGAGAUCAAGGAUGUCAUGGUAUGGAUGUUGCAAAGCAAGGAAACGUCGAUGAAUAUCUCUUUUCGCUCUCUCGAGAAUGCCAUGGCAAGCAAGAAGGUCGAAUAUCUAGCAGCACUCAUACACCGGACAAUACUGCUAUCUGGGAAGCUAGUAGCAGACUUUGCUAAAGUUGAGCAAAGACAACAACAGCGAUUGCGCUAUCUUGCGUGGUAUCUUUCCAGCGUUCAGGAUCAGCAUCCGGAUCCCGCUUUUCUGACCAAGGCUUCUUAUGCUCUGCGCGCAACAAGAGACCAUUUACGUAGUCACGACUCCUGGAAGAUCAUCUCUCGAUUCCGCUAUACAUGGCAAUGCCUUUCACAACCCGAGAAGGAGAUGGUAUAUGGCAAUUGUGUGCAGCCGGAUGUGAUUUGCCCGGGGGAUGCUGAGCAAAAGGUCAUUGCAAUGUGGGACCAGUGGCGUACUUGGGACCUUGCACAUGUGAAGAAAAGUCUUGCCAUGAGACUUCUCUUUGGACACCUCGAGGAGAAGCUUCCCACACCAGAAUCUGCGCCAUUACAUCUCGACAUCAAAUCUGCAGAGAUCAAACUUACUAUCGACCCGGGCCCGAAACAAAGCGAAAUAUCACUAGGUUACCUAGCAGUCAAUGUCGCAUUACUACCUCCCACGCUACCUGAAGGACUGAUGUUGGUGGGCACGGAAAUUCCAAAGAAAUCCACCAUCAUUCAGAUAAGCUCUCGCGAUACAGUUUUGCAUGUUCAGUGGGAGAUUUGUGAGCUUGCAGAGUCUCUGCUGGUGUUGUUCCAGAAGGAGACCCUGCAGGCAACGCAGACGUCCAAAUCCGUUCCCUCAUCGCCAGCUCACAACCCCCCGGCAACGUUCGAUGAGGAUCUCCAAGUCGUGUUUGCAACGGACAAGGUUCAAAUUACUCUCGAUACUAUUAACCUCCGGAGCAUCAAUACAGGCAGAAACAUGCGUUUCUCUCUUCUUGAUGCCGAUAGCAAAGCUUCAGGUCUCGGCGAAAUCCUGUCGGCUCAUCUACACGUUGACGUGGCUGUGAGCGAGCUAGGUUCACGAUCCCGACGCCUCUCCAAGAUGCAAUUCGAGCAGCCAAGCAUAUACUUUGCCUCGGUGAAACACGGCAGCAACAAUUCGACACCUGACGAGAUCAAAGUGGCAGCGGUCAGCCAUAAGAUUGCUGUAAAAGUGCAAGAGGACAUCCUAGGUCUCAUCGAAGUCGUAGACACUGUGGUCAAGGAUGAAGUCGCCUAUUUCCAUCGCCAAUCGAACAUCGUACAAGAACUCGCAAAGACAUCCUCUAAAGGUGGUGCGGUUGAAGAGAGCAAGACGCAACUACCAAACAUAUCCCUUGCACUGUUCAUGGACGCAUACCAAAUCGAGCUGGCAGUGAUACAGCCACUCGGUUGGUCAAUUACAGGAUCUUCUGGGCGGAUUGCUGUUAUCCCAGCCCUUGGCAAACACGUCACAUUGCGGGUCGACUACGACCUAGAGGCCAAUUUCCACAGGUUGUACAGUACAUCGGAAGAAGGAUCCCAUGUGAUUAGUUCCUUUGUGCUGCCACCACUUAAUGGACGGCUGAUGAUCACACAAACCGAAAAGGAGACCAAGGUUUCGGCAACGGGCAUAGUCGAGAAGAUGCACGUCCAAGCGUCAGAGGUCCAAUCUUUCAUCUCCACCAUGAACAAGCCAGAAAUCUCGCACAUGUUGAAGGCAGUCCAGGACGAUGUUGAGGUUCUGAAGACGCACAUCGAAGAACUGUUUCCUCCUUCGGCAAACUCGCCAGUUGUCAAAGCCCCCACCUCAUCCCGCAACACUCUUUUCACGGUACAGAUGACACUCCAUGGCAUGCACAUCUCUGCGGCUGCACCAGGUCAAUACCCAGACUCGCCAACAGCGAGUCUCGUGUUCCAACUCUCCACGGUGCAGAUAAAGGCUACGAAUGUCGACUCAAACCAAGAAAUCUUGCUGUAUCCUGAGGCUGUAGUCCAGAUACACGAGGUUACUGUCGACAUGAGCCUCAAGGACCUCGACUCUUCUGUUCGUCGCUGCGGCAAUCUUACUUUCAGUGCAGUCUUCCAAGCUACAACAGAGAAAGACUCCGAGCCUACCCGUCGGGUAUAUCGUCUGCGCAGCUCAGGGCUGGAGGUGAAUGCUUUUGCAGACACGGCAUCGGCGGUUGUGGAUGUGUUAAAUCACUUGCAAGACAGGAUCAAGGAUCUUGACCUGUCGAAAGAGAAGAAGUAUUUGCGACGCCUUCGACACACCAAAAGCAAAAUUUCUUCACGACGUGAUCGCAGUGUCAAAAGCGCAGCCCACGAAGAGACUGAUAGUAUCAACUCUGGGGCCCUCUUUACGUCAACAUACUCUCUUGAACUCCUUGACUUGCAGGUCAGCUGGAUUGUCGGAAACUCGGUCGCCCCAUUUCCUCGCAACGAGAUUGAGGAUCUCGUGCUUUCGUUUGGAAAAAUCGACCUUUCGACGCAAAAGGAUGAUGCUGCUCGCUUGAUGGUAGAAGAUAUGCGGCUGCAAAUGGUGCCAAUUUCAGCCAACAAGAAGGCGCGUUCGCUCAAUUCUGCUUUGCUACCAAUGAUGGUCUUCAAUGUUGCUUAUGCAUCAACCAAAGAUACACGCAAGUUGGCCUUUUUUGCUGCGGGAAAAUCUCUCGAUCUUCAGCUGGACUCACACUUCAUCAUGCCGGGAAAUGUCAUCGAACGAUCCAUUUCUCUUGCUGGAAAGAAGUUCCGCAAGGCAUCUGCAAAUUGGAGUAUGACACCAACUACGACUGGUGCACAACGAAAGAAGCCGUUUGGCAACAAGCGUCUUGCAUCAUUGACGGCUGAUGUUAACUUUGCUGGAGCAGUGGUGCAUAUCCAUGGUAGCGACGCUCAGCCAGUGCAGGGUUCUUCUGGUCGAGCGCAGCAAAAAGGAAGAUAUAGCCAAUUCGUAGGCGACGAGUCUAAGAGUAGUAUGGCUUUGAGGGCACCGGGUGUGGCGGUUCGGGUCGAAUAUGCGGAUGAUGGUAGUGACCCUUCCCUCAACGCUGAGCUUCGCGUCGAUGGCUCGACCAAUACGUUGCUGCCAACUGUGGUGCCAAUCAUCAUCGACAUAUCGGACAGUAUAAAGGCCGUAGUCCGAGAAGAAGACGACGAGGACAUGACAACGCCGACUGAAUCGACGAACGAAGAAACUAAACCGGCUGCGAAACUGCUGGAAGACGAGAACAUCAUCACUGCCGAUCCCACCACUAUUCUCGGCAGAACAAGGCUCAACCUGGGGCUCCGGAUCUGCAAGCAAGAGUUUAGUCUUAGUUGUCAGCCCAUCGCUCGUGUCAUGGCAAUCGCCAAGGUUGAAGACAUUUAUAUCACGGUCAACAGUGUCAAGUCUCAGGAACAUGGUCACUUCUUUGCCGCAUCUGCCACAUUUGAGAAGCUACAGACCACCGUCCAACAUGUAUACUCGCGCGAGUCCACUUUCAGCUUAGACAUGGAGUCAAUUGUUCUUUCAUUCAUGAACAGCAAGCACCUGAGUGGCACUAGUGGUAUCUCGGCUAUCCUCAAGAUUAACCCUACUGCUCUUCAGAUCAACGCACGCCAGCUACAGGACUUCUUGCUAUUCAGGGAAAUUUGGGUACCUCCAGAGAUUCGUCGUGCCUCGAAGCCUGCUUCACCGAAUGCCAACUCGGAGCCGCAAGAGUACCUCAUACAACGCUACCAGCAGGUCGCUGCUGCCACGGCUUUUCCAUGGAACGCAAACGUAGCUAUUGCUGACGUCAAGGUCGACCUGGAUCUGGGUCAGUCAAUUGGAAAAUCAGCUCUGCAUAUCCACAACUUGUGGGCGUCUUCCAAAAAGAGCACCACUCGGGAACAAAAUCUGUGCAUAGGUGUCGAGAAGGUUGGCGUCGAGAGUACAGGACGCACGAGUGGCUUCGUUGAGCUAUACGGAAUGAAAGUACGCACCUCGAUUGGCUGGCCAGCACAUGAUCAAGACACUCGCCAGACGCCUCUCAUUCAAGCGUCGAUUGCGUUCCGUCAGCUACGUGUCAAGACUGGUUUCGACUUCCAGGCCUUUGUGAUGGCGGAUAUUGCCGAUUUCGCCUUUCUCAUGUACAAUGUCCGGCCCGAGGGAGAGGAUGUACAAGACCGACUGGUCGCUAUCCUUGACGGUGGCAAGGUGCAUGUCUUUUGUCAUGCAACGAGUGCUGCACAAGGUCUUGCGCUAUGGCAAGCGAUCGAACGUCUCAUCCAAGAGAACCAGCAAGCCUAUAAGCAGUCUCUCAGAGACAUUGAAAAGUUCCUUCGCCGCAAUUCAACAAAGCAUGAGGUACUAGACUCACCAGAGUCGCCUAGCCAGAUACUCACCAAGCCCGACGAAGACAACUUCAAGGCGCCUAUUUCGUUGCACACUGACGUUGUUGUCACGCUACGUUCGAUCCGCUUCGGUGUCUUCCCAUCUACAUUCAUUGACAACCAGGUUCUUGUGCUUGAAGCCGGCGAUAUGCAAGCUCGCUUUGCUGUCGCAUUAGAGAAGAAGAUGAAGAUACACUCUAGUCUGGGCAUGACUCUUGGUCAACUUUCCGUUGCACUAUCAUCAGUGCCGACCCCCAAACAGACCAAGCCCGUCACCGAACUUACCGUGGAAGACGUCUCCUCAAGCGCUAGCUCCGCACGUGGUGGGACAAUCCUGCGAGUACCCAAAGUCAUCGCCACAAUGCAUACUUGGCAAGUGCCAAAAGGCACACAUAUCGACUAUCUCUUCCGCAGCUCACUCGAGGGCAAGGUGGAUGUUGGUUGGAACUACUCCCGCAUUUCCUACAUCCGUACCAUGUGGUCCAAUCACUCCAGAAGUUUGGCCUCUCGCCUUGGCAAGCCCCUUCCAGAGUCCAACAUCAAGAUUAGCACUUCGCAGUCCCUUCAAGACGACUCCGACUCUCUCCCUACGGGCUCCGAUGCUACCAGUAAGACCGCCUUGCCCUCUGGUCGACCACGUGCACCUUCGGUCAAUGCCGAUGGCCAAGAGAAGAUCACUGCUGUAGUCAAUGUCCCGCAGUCACGAUACGAGUAUACGCCCUUGGAGCCACCGUUGAUUGAAACACCGCAGCUGAGGGAUAUGGGUGAGGCUACACCGCCGUUGGAGUGGAUUGGAUUACAUAGAGAUCGGUUGCCGAAUGUCACGCAUCAGAUUGUCAUUGUUACACUGCUAGAGAUUGCGAGGGAGGUUGAAGAGGCGUAUGAAAGGAUUCUAGGAAGUACUUGA
Molecule: messenger RNA, 9612 nt
Organism: Pyrenophora tritici-repentis Pt-1C-BFP
Lineage: Eukaryota; Fungi; Ascomycota; Dothideomycetes; Pleosporales; Pleosporaceae
Source: RefSeq, a predicted model, not a curated record